GCCUCAAAGGAGAAGUAUCAUUUACGACAGGGAAUUUCUGAUGUGCAACGAGCUUUGCGUCGAAAUGAAACCGGUAUUAUAAUUCUUGCAGGAAAUGCCUGGCCAAUAGAUAUUUACUCGCACCUUCCGGCUAUUUGUGAAGAAAAAGAUAUUCCAUACAUUUUCACACCCUCGCGACAGCAGCUUGGAUUAGUGACAGGUCACAAAAGGGCAGCAAUAGUGGUGUUGAUUAGGGAACAUGAAAGCUACUCAGAAUUGUUCCAAGAAGUACGAAAUAUGAUUGCAACCACUGCACCGCUUGUUUGA
Messenger RNA from Gongylonema pulchrum, 306 nucleotides. Lineage: Eukaryota; Metazoa; Nematoda; Chromadorea; Rhabditida; Gongylonematidae. The record is from the annotation of a GenBank genome assembly.